Molecule: messenger RNA, 322 nt
Organism: Dentiscutata erythropus
Lineage: Eukaryota; Fungi; Glomeromycota; Glomeromycetes; Diversisporales; Gigasporaceae
Source: the annotation of a GenBank genome assembly
UCAAAACAAUUCGAAAACAUUUAUUACGGACUUUCAAAUUACCCCGGUAUUCUCAAACUUGCACCUAGUGGGUUAGGUUGGAAAACUGCGGAUUCGGAAAACAUAGUAACAAUUUCUGCUGAUGAGUUUAAAAAAAUUCAAUGGAUGCGUGUGGCAAGGGAUUAUCAAUUAAAGGUUGCAUUAAAGAAUGGAAGUGCAGCUAGAUUUGAUGGAUUUAAUUUUGAAAGUUUGAGAGAAAUUAUUCGGACAAAUUAUAAGUUAAAUUUAGAAACUAAAGAAUUAAGUGUUAGGGGAGGGAAUUGGGGAAAAACAGAUUUUCAAG